This is a messenger RNA of Closterium sp. Naga37s-1, 1629 nucleotides long. NCBI's taxonomy places the organism in Eukaryota, Viridiplantae, Streptophyta, Zygnematophyceae, Desmidiales, Closteriaceae. The record is from the annotation of a GenBank genome assembly.
AUGGACGGUCGAGAUUCGAUGAUCGGACGCGUGGCGCUAGGAGCGGAUGAUCUCGAGGAGGAAUGGGGGAGGUCUGGAAGGAGAGCAGAGGAAGCGGAGGAUGAAGCGGAGCAAGCAGCAAGGCAAGCCAGGCGAGCGGAGCAGACGGAGCAAGCAAAGGAAGCGGAGCAGACGGUGUCCUCUCCUCCAUCUUCCUCCUCUGCUCUGUCGUCUCGCUUCGACCGUCCCUCGACCUCAGCCUCGUCAGCUUCGAUAUCAGUCAAGGCCGCGGGUUCCGGCCGGCCGGGGUAUCAAAUCCGCCAAACCAGAUCUGAUACGGAGGUCAGCACCACAGUUGAGUGGAGGCUGAUCGCUCCUCCCGAGAGCUAUGGUCUUCCGGGGAUGGUCUCUCCUCGCGGGCCGGGGGAGAACAGAGGAAGAGGAUUUGGAAGAGGGGAAGGGGGAGGUGGUGGAGGAGGAGGAGGAGAGAAAGGCGGGGUCGCAAGGAGAGCGAUGAUCAACCACAAGCAGAGCCAGAGCAUGGAUUUCGCUUCAAUGAUGAAAAACAGCGACUGGCUUCAGAACCCUGAGUCUGCUGGUCGGCUUGCGGUCUCUGCUGCUAAGGUUGCAGCAGCAGCGGCGGCAGCAGCAGCGGGAUCCGUGAAGUCACAAGUUGUUACGACCUUUGAGACGUCGCAAAAGGCUGCGGAAUCUAUGAAGGCACAAGUGGUUACUGGAGUCACGGCGACAGCCACAGCUGCUGCUGUUGCCGCCAACCGGAAUGUCGUCGCAGUGAAGGCGGCAAGAAAUGUAGCGGUUAACGGCGCCAGGACUGUAGCAGGAUCGGUGGCAGACACUGUAGCAGACUCUUUGGCAGGAACUGUAGCAGGCACUGUAGCAGGAGAUGUAGCAGUGAAUGUAGCACGAUCUGUUGCACGGACUUUCUCUCCCCAGUCCUCUAUUCUCAGCCAGCGCAAUGGUCCUGCUGUAUUAACUCUCAAGCCAAAUCUUCCUCCUCUCUCCCCUCCUGUCACCAACCCAUCACGACCUCCUCCCCUCACUCCCUCCUCUCAAUCCCCUCGUCCCAUUCCCUCCUCUCAAUCCCCUCGUCCCUCUUCCUCACCUCGACCCCCUCCUAUCACUACCGCGUCUCGAUCCCCUCCACUCACUCCCUCUUCUCAAUCCCCCGUCUCGCUUCCUCAUCUCGCACCCCUCCUCUCAGUCCCUCAUCUCGGCCCCCUCAUCUCGCUCCCUCAUCUCAGUCCCCUCGUCUCGCCUCAUCUCGUCCCCCUCCCAUCACCACCUCGUCUCGAUCCCCCCCUCACACUCCCUCAUCUCGGUCCCCCGGUCUCACUUCCUCUUCUCGACCCCCUCCUUUCAGUCCCGCGUCUCGACCCCCACCUCUCGCUCCCUCGCCGCGAUCCUCUCGUCCCACUUCCCCAUCUCGACCCCCUCCUCUCGCUCCCUCAUCUGAAUCCCCUCGUCUCGCCUCAUCUCGUCCCCCUCCUCUCACUCCCCCAUCUCGAUCCCCUCCUCUCACUCCCUCGUCUCGAUCCCCCCCUCCCACUCCCUCAUCCCUGUCCCCUCCUCUCACUCCCUCUCACUCGUCCACCGCCUCCCUAUCCCCCACUGCUCGCCCCUCCAUCCUAA